Octopus sinensis (East Asian common octopus) is the source of this 1735-nucleotide messenger RNA. RefSeq names its product zinc finger protein 665-like. The coding region runs from base 298 to 1608 and encodes 436 amino acids. Gene Ontology annotation, biological process: regulation of transcription by RNA polymerase II. NCBI's taxonomy places the organism in Eukaryota, Metazoa, Mollusca, Cephalopoda, Octopoda, Octopodidae. Gene Ontology annotation, molecular function: DNA-binding transcription factor activity, RNA polymerase II-specific; RNA polymerase II cis-regulatory region sequence-specific DNA binding. Gene Ontology annotation, cellular component: nucleus. The transcript is spliced from 4 exons. The record is from RefSeq and is a predicted model, not a curated record.
AAAUAACCUCUUCAGCACUUCAACCUCGAAGCAUCGAAAAUAUUAAUCACGGUGAUUAAUUAGCAGUUAAUUAGUCGUUGUUAAUAUCUGAAUACGAAUAUCCCAACUUGUUGACGUCAAAGAAAUUAAUUCAUUCAGAUGUGCCUCUGAUGUUUUUAUCAACUUUUAUUGACUACAGGAAGACGAUAUAUUUAUAAGGAGCAUUCAUCAAUACAUCAACCUCUUUAUAUAAAACAUAUUCAUAGGAAUUUAAGAGACACUUUAAUUGUUGCAUGUACGAUAAAUUAUUCUCUGAUAAUGAAUCGUUUAACUAAACGCAAAAACCCUGAUGCAGUAGAGAAACCAUAUCGCUGUAAUAUUUGUGGUAAAUCAUUCUCUCAAAGUAGUCACUUGACUGUACACAAACGUAUUCAUACAGGAGAGAAGCCAUAUCAUUGUGAUAUUUGUGGUAAAUCAUUCUCUCAAAGUUGUCACUUGACUGAACACAAACGUGGUCAUACAGGAGAGAAGCCAUACCAUUGUGAUAUCUGUGGCAGAUCAUUCUCUACAAGAAGUCAAUUGACUCGUCACAAACGUAUUCAUACCGGAGAAAAGCCAUAUCAUUGUGAUAUCUGUGGUAAAUCAUUCUCUCAAAGUGGGGACUUGACUCGUCACAAACGUACUCAUACAGGAGAGGAGCCGUAUCAUUGCGAUACCUGUGGUAAAUCGUUUUCUGCAGCUGAUUACUUGAAAACACAUGUACGUAUUCAUACUGGUGAGAAGCCAUAUCAUUGUGAUAUCUGUGGUAAAUCAUUCUUCCAAAGUGGUCACUUGACCAGACACAAACGCAUACAUGCAGGAGAAAAGCCAUACCAUUGUGAUAUCUGUGGUAAAUCAUUCUCUGUUAGAUCUAACUUAACUAUACACAAACAUACACAUACAGGAGAGAGACCAUAUCAGUGUGAUAUCUGUGGUCAAUCAUUUGCUCAGAAUGGUAAUUUGACUACUCACAAAUUCAUUCAUACAGGGCAAAAACUGUAUCAUUGUGAUGUCUGUGGCAAUUCAUUCUCUCAUAGUAGUCACUUAACUAAACACCUAUGUAUUCAUACAAGAGAGAAGCCAUAUCACUGUGAUAUCUGUGGUAAAAAAUUUUCUUCCACCAGUCACUUGACUAUUCACAGACGUAUUCAUACGGGAGAAAAGCCAUAUUGUUGUGAUAUCUGUGGUAUAUCUUUCUCUCAAAAUAAUCACUUGACUAAACACAAAUGUACACAUACAGGUGGGAAGCCAUAUCAUUGCAAUAUUUGUGGUAAAACAUUCUCUCAAACUAGUCAAUUGAAUAUUCACAAGCAUAGUCAUACAGGUGAGAAGCUAUAUCACUGUGAUAUCUGUGGUAAAUUAUUCUCUCAAAACUGCGAGCUAAGUACACACAAAUGUGUUCAUACAGGAGAGCGGCCAUAUCACUGUGAUAUCUGUGGUAAAUCUUUCUCUUGUAAUAGUCACUUGGCUAAUCACAAGCGCGUUCAUACAGGAGAGCGGCCAUAUCACUGUGACAUCUGUGUUAAAUCAUUCUCUCAAAUGAGUGCCUUGACUAGACACAAACAGACACACAUACGAGAGAAGCCAUAACAUUACAAUCUGUAGUGAUUCACUUUCUGAAAAUAGAUCUUUUAAUAAUAAUAAUAAUGAAAUUAUUGUAUCCAGUGCUCAGUGCACCACAACUUGUCAAAAAGUGCGUAUAAAGCAUAUGCAGUAA